ACGUCUGGCCUAUUAUCCCCGCUCAGCCGAGAACCCGACAUCACAGCUCCACCCAGCCCCGCCUCGGCUGGACUGGCCAUCAACAAAUUGAGUCCCGGUGCUACCGCAGCUGAGAAGACUGGGCGCACCUUCAACUUCAAGUAUAAAUCGUCCGGUACCAUUGGAACUGGCCAGACACGUCGGACAAACUCGAAGGCUGCUGCCGCCAGCCAGAUCAGCAGUGCGUCGAGCCCUGCGUCGGGCCCAGCAUCGGCGUCGACUGUCUCCACGCAGUCCUCUUGUCGUCGCCUGUUAUCCGAUCAGCGGUUUCUGGUCUCCUUCAUUCGUCAUUUGGACAGCCCACACGCCCUGAUACGAGCCAAAACCUAUCUUGUCUGCUCGGCUUUCCUGGCCACCAGUCCCUCUGAGAGUUUGCCCAUCGCCUGCCAGACGCGUUUGCCGGCCUGUCUGGAGCGUGAUCUGCGCGCCACGCAGCGAUUACACGCUCGAUAUUGUCCUGAAGCUACUCGCGAGCUGGCACAAUCCGACGCCAGUCUGCUCGCCUGCCUCGACGCUCGACUGUCGGCGGGUCGAUUCUGCGAGUCGAGUAGCACGAGCGGAGGCGACGAAGCCAAACCAGCCGGCGGUGCCGGCCUCGAGGCCAGCUCGGACAGUUGGUGGUCGGCCAAUCUGUAUCUGGCCGCCUGUGCCCUCCAUUUGGCCGAUCUGCUGCGAUUUUGCCUGAUUCCUCUCGUUUGUCGUCAGGCGGCCGGUUGUCUGGGCCUGCGGCUGGGCCAGUCCGAUGCGGCCGGCCAACCGGGUGUUAACUUGACAAGAACAGGCUCAGCCGGUUCGAGCACUUCUCGUCGGCUGACUCGCGGCUCGAGCAUUCGGGCUGCAGACUGUGAAGAGGCCGGCGGGCGUAAUCACCACGCCUCGGCGCGUCGGCAGGCCGGUAGGCCACAGUCGAUGUAUGCCGGACUGGCUAGUCCCCUUUCGGCCGGAACUGUGGCCGCCAACGCGACCGGUACCAGUGCCGGUUCUGCAACUGCGACCGGGACUGGCCAGACAUGUGCUGCCGGUUUUCGUGCCUGGUUGCCAGCCUUCAGCUGUCUCCCCGGCCUGCUAUCCACCUGCAUCUCGCUACGCAACAGUCUCUAUGUGUCCGGCUACGAUGGCUCGAGAUCUGCCGAAGUUCUGCUUUCAUCUGCCGGCGCAAAUAGGAAAUCCUUUGGACCCAUCGGCGAGUCUGAGCAAGCGAACACGGAGCCCGACGGACGGACGACUGACCAAGUCGUGGCAGAUGUUAGGCUGAACAAUGACUCUGAUCAGGUGGUGGAAUUGCAGACUCCAUCUCAGCAACAAAUAUGCCAGAGAGAGAACACGCCGAUUGAAAAGGACUUUUGCAUGCUCAUGUUCUUGGGCAGUCUGCUUAACCACUGGGCCUCCAAAGAGCCGAUUGCUGCUGCCGGUAGGCCCAUCCACCUUUAG
This is a messenger RNA of Protopolystoma xenopodis, 1470 nucleotides long. Lineage: Eukaryota; Metazoa; Platyhelminthes; Monogenea; Polystomatidea; Polystomatidae. The record is from the annotation of a GenBank genome assembly.